AUGGCGGAACCACGGGUGCACAUAAUUAAGUACCCUGUGCCUCCAAAUGUAUACUGCGAACGAUGUUUUAAUAAUCCGGAGGCCAGGGUACAGGGCAAGUAUAGCGACCCGCCGCAUCUAGCGAAACAUCUAAAAGCGUGCCAUCCGGGAGAUACGCUUGGUUAUAUCUGUUCUGUGUGUGGCUUCAGGGGAACGGGUGCGUAUCCCCUGAAAGCCGUUCGUUUGCAUUUCGCGAAGGAGCACGAUACUCCCGGAGGAGAUGCGGCGGGUCCGAGCACUCGCGGCGACAGCGACACCGGCGAGAGCGUAGUUGCGGGCGCGCGUACUCGAUCGGCGCGGGCGGCCGCGUCGUCGACGGGGACGGUUGGCGUGAGUCGGAGUCGUGCCGCAAAACCGCGGCAACCCAUUGUGGCUCCCACGGUCACCCCUACGCCAGGGCCGCCAUCACCACCAGCAACAACAGCAGAGUCCCCCUCAUAUGCGACAGUCACCGCGGGCAUAACAACAAGACGGCCCUCUACACCGACCACUGUGCAGGCCCGCGGGAGAACUGUCGCGAAGAGCGCCGCGUCAUCACCAAGGUCAGCGCUGCUAGCAGAUGGCCAGCGAGAUCGGGCCAUCGAAGAUCGACCAAUCGGCAGGCUGGCCGCCAUGAGAAGGCCGCCGAGGACAACAGCCGCCGCAGUUACUGGGUCGCCAGUGCUGCAGGUAAGAGUACAAAGGUUGCCCGACAGGUCAUCGGCUGCGGCAAGCUCGGCGCGCGCUCCUCCCCACCCCUCGCCAAACAUUCCAUCGACGGCGGGGGGAUCUGCAUUAACAUCCAUAGCAACAAGGAAGAGCGGGGAGGGAGCAGCGAAGAGACCGCCCGCGAGAACCACCAGCACGCGGAGGGCGGUCGGCGCGUCGAGCGGGAAAAGCAGCAGCAGCAGCACGGCCAGGCCGGGACGUGUCCCCCCGCACCCGACCCCCUGCAUGUCAUCUGGGGGUGCGGGCACGCCAAAUGUAUCCGGCGGCGCGGAGGGGACAUUCAGCUUUACUAGACAGUCGGCCGGCAGAAACAGCACGCCAUUUUCCACCCCGGCGGUGAAUACGAGGAAUAGCCGGCCGACUGACGUCCCGGUCGCGAAAAGUGCGCUGCGCGAGUCGGGCAACGCGGCGUCGUGGAUCGUGGGGGGCAGAUCGCUGCAGAGAACACCCCCGAGGAGAUCGUCCCCCACGAGGCCCCCCAGCCUGCCACUGAGUGGCACUCCAACGGGGGGCCCAUUCGAGACACGAACAUCCGUCUCGCCCGCGACGUCGCUACCGGCAACACUGACGACCUGCACGGUGACCACUACAAU
Messenger RNA from Wasmannia auropunctata (little fire ant), 1340 nucleotides. RefSeq names its product nascent polypeptide-associated complex subunit alpha, muscle-specific form-like. The record is from RefSeq and is a predicted model, not a curated record. The annotation marks the transcript as partial. Lineage: Eukaryota; Metazoa; Arthropoda; Insecta; Hymenoptera; Formicidae. The transcript has a single exon.